Molecule: messenger RNA, 2377 nt
Organism: Megachile rotundata (alfalfa leafcutting bee)
Lineage: Eukaryota; Metazoa; Arthropoda; Insecta; Hymenoptera; Megachilidae
Gene: alpha-PheRS
Product: phenylalanine--tRNA ligase alpha subunit
Biological process (GO): phenylalanyl-tRNA aminoacylation
Cellular component (GO): phenylalanine-tRNA ligase complex; cytoplasm; cytosol
Molecular function (GO): phenylalanine-tRNA ligase activity; oxidoreductase activity, acting on the CH-OH group of donors, NAD or NADP as acceptor; ATP binding
Source: RefSeq, a predicted model, not a curated record
AGGCGCGUGUAUGUGUGCGACUUAGUUACCUGGAUAGGAUUGACAUACAUCUCACAGAAGCAUUUCAAUAUUUUACUGUAAUAGUAUCAUAUAGUUGUUUUACAUGCCGUUGAAAUUAGUAAUCAAGAACUGUAAUCAUUCUGAUACAUAUUAAAUGAUAAAAAAGAAAUAUGAUAUAAGGCAUUUGUAAUUUAUUCUCGCCGGUGUUCACAUGGUUUUUUACAGGUUGUGUUACUAUAAAAUAAAUCAUUUCAAAUAUGACGAAAGAAUUGACUGAUAAAAUAUUGGAUUAUUUAGACGAGUACGGGGAAGUGAAUUCUCUAGAUUUAGCAGAUAUUUUUAAAGAAAACCAUCAAAAAAUUGUUGGAGCUAUUAAAAGUCUGGAAACAGUUGGUGAUUUAAUCACAACUAAACAGACCAGCGAUAGAAAGUGGGAAUUGACAUCGGAGGGCCAACAUAUAAUAAAUCAUGGAAGUCACGAAGCAGCAGUUUAUAAUGCAAUUCCUAAUGAGGGAAUACCUCAGUCCGAUAUCAUGCAGUUAGUACCGUUUGCAAAAAUUGGAUUUUCUAAAGCUUUAUCCGCCGGUUGGAUACAAAUUGAUAAAUCCAGUGGUACAUCUAUAGUAAGGAAGAAGGUAUCUUCUAUAACGGACGUUACACAAAAUGAUUUGAAGAGUCUCUCUAAUCUGAGCGAUCGCCUCAGAAAUGACUACAAAAGAAGGAAACUUAUUCAAGAGACAGUUAUUAAAUCCGUGCAACUGGGCAAAGGUCAAAACUUUUCAAGAAAAGUUGAAAAACUGGAAACAGAAUUGACUGCUGAUUUAUUAGCGAACGGCGCUUGGAAAGACAAAAAGUUCAAACCAUACAAUUUUUCGGCUCUUGGUGCCGCUUUAGAAGUAGGUCACUUGCAUCCUCUGUUAAAAGUCAGAAGCGAAUUUAAAAAGAUUUUCCUCGAGAUGGGAUUUACCGAAAUGCCAACGAAUAAUUUUGUGGAGAGUUCGUUUUGGAACUUUGACGCUUUAUUUCAACCUCAGCAACAUCCAGCGAGGGACGCGCACGAUACCUUUUUCAUAUCUGAACCGUCUCAUAGUAAGAAUUUUCCAAUGGAAUAUCUGGAGAAGGUAAAAAAAGUUCACAGCGAAGGAGGGUAUGGCUCUUUAGGCUAUUGCUACGAUUGGAAAAUAGAAGAGGCAGAAAAAAAUGUUCUUCGUACCCAUACGACCGCUGUUAGUGCUCGUAUGCUUUACAAGCUUAUGCAGCAGGGUGACUUUAUACCGGUAAAAUACUUCAGUAUCGAUCGAGUAUUCCGUAAUGAAACCUUGGAUGCUACGCAUCUGGCAGAGUUCCAUCAAAUCGAAGGUGUAAUCGCUGAUUAUAAUCUCACGUUAGGUGAUUUAAUAGGAAUUUUGUAUGAAUUUUUUAAGAAACUUGGUAUUACACAGCUUCGAUUCAAACCAGCGUAUAAUCCGUACACCGAGCCGAGUAUGGAAAUUUUUUGUUACCACGAUGGCUUGAAUAAAUGGAUAGAAAUUGGUAAUAGUGGAAUGUUCAGACCAGAAAUGUUAUUACCAAUGGGGAUUCCUGAAAACGUUAACGUAAUUGCGUGGGGAUUGUCGUUAGAAAGGCCAACUAUGAUUAAGUAUGGAUUAAACAAUAUACGAGACUUAGUUGGACCAAAAGUGGAUCUGGAAAUGGUUUAUAACAAUCCUAUUUGUCGAUUAAACAAGAUUAGACAUGUUCCUAUCGAAGAAAAGGAGCUCGAAGAUAGAAAUCAACGAUCAAACAAGCUUGAAAAUAAACGUUGCGCGAUUAGAUGUUCAGAAAAAAUGGAAAAAGAAAAGCUCAUUCUGUUUUGCGAUCCGAAGCAUCCGAUUAAAUGUAUCGAAUCUUUGUUCCGUUUCAUAAAACCUUAUAUCGAUAUUUUGGUAACAUCGCACGUUCAUUCCAGCGUUGAACAAUUUUCAAACGAUUUAUUAACAUUUUGCUCGGAAUAUCGAGAUUCGAACGAGAGCGCAGUAAUUCGUUUAACAAUAAUAUGGAAAGCAAUCGGAAUUGAUCCAAUAAUGCGUUUGUCGGGUACGCAUCAUAUAAGGGGCGAAGUGAACAUAGCACGAUAUAUUAAUCGUCUGAUCGAAAACGCUUAUCCAUACGUAUUACCCUACGAGAGUAAAGGCGCGUUAUACGCGAAUCAAAUCGAUCAUUACUUGGAAAAGAUUCACGGCACGUUGCACGCGAACGCGUGUCACGAUAUACGUAAAAAGUCACGCUACGUAAUGGGCGAGAAUAUAUCCAUCGUGGACAUUAUUUUGGAAACACUCGAAAGAUCUAAACUGCACGAUCAUGAAUAAUGUAAAAAUAAAACUUUAUAGCAACGUAA